Messenger RNA from Bolinopsis microptera, 1068 nucleotides. RefSeq lists its product as uncharacterized. Lineage: Eukaryota; Metazoa; Ctenophora; Tentaculata; Lobata; Bolinopsidae. The coding region runs from base 67 to 1068 and encodes 333 amino acids. The transcript has 3 exons. The record is from RefSeq and is a predicted model, not a curated record.
GAUGAUACAAAUAUUUUUGUGAUAGGUAGUUCAGCACAGGAAGCUUUUGAAAAAGCUAAUCAUGUAAUGAAACAGGUCAGUAACUAUAUGGAGUCUAACAAGUUACAUAUAAAUGCAGGGAAAAGUUGUUAUAUGCAUUUUCAGCCAGGUUUGUCAAGAGCAACACAGACCUGUGCCAGAACACGGCCCUUUAACAGGAAUCUAACGAUUUUAAUAGAUGGCAAAAAGCUAGAAAAAGUUCAAUGUACAAAGUUUCUUGGGGUGAUAAUAGACGAACAGCUAAGCUGGGAACCACAUCUUAAUCAUUUAUCUUUAAAGCUGAACUCCAGUAUUGUAUCGAUUAAGAGAAUUUGCAAAUUCAUUCCCAAAUCUGAAUAUUUGAAACUAUACAAUGCUCUUUUUAUGUCACAUCUUAGCUAUUGUAUAAGUUGCUGGGGUGGUAUCCCUAAACAUAAGCUGAAUAAAAUCUUUGCAAUUCAAAAACGAUGUAUAAGACUGCUAUUUGGUAACAUUCCCAAUUUUGAUCAUAAAGAAUACUAUUUAACCUGUGCACGUUCAAGAACUUAUAACGAACAUAUGGCUAGCAAGAACUACUGUCUUGAACACACUAAACCGCUAUUCACUGAGCAGAAAAUUAUGAACCUGGAGAAUCUGCACAUGUACCAUACAUUUAUGGAACUAUUCAAAAUUCUUAAAUUUGAUGUCCCCCAGUCGAUUAAAGAUCUUUUCAAGUUCUGUCCUAGAAAUGAAAAACUUCGUCUGAUUGUCCCAUUACUGAGGUUAGAUAUCUCCCAACAGAACUUUUUGUACACCUCUACGAAAAUUUGGAAUGACCUCAGCCCCUAUGUAUUCGUAAUUUGUGAUGCUAAUAAAGAUGGGAUAAUAAUCCCGGGUUCUUCCAAGAAUUCAGACUUGUCAGCCUCGUCAGGUAUUAUUAAAUCUAACCUUAAAAAGCACUUGCUAUCCCUCCAAAAUCGAGAUGACCCUAAUACAUGCAACUUUAAAAACGAUAUAGAUCAUAGACUUAACUCUAGUUACUCAUUCCCCAAUUUUGGCAGAGAUUUGUAA